Macrosteles quadrilineatus (aster leafhopper) is the source of this 1821-nucleotide messenger RNA. RefSeq names its product piggyBac transposable element-derived protein 4-like. The transcript has a single exon. The coding region runs from base 1 to 1821 and encodes 606 amino acids. Lineage: Eukaryota; Metazoa; Arthropoda; Insecta; Hemiptera; Cicadellidae. The record is from RefSeq and is a predicted model, not a curated record.
AUGGAUAGUAGUGACAUUCGACGUGCUUUAAGCGAAGUAAGUGACAACGAUGAUCCAGAUGAUCCUGAAAUCGGAAUUGACAGUGAUUUUGAUGCCGAUAUUCUCGACUACAUUGAACCCGACUCUGACCUUUUAGAUUUCUCGAGUGGUAGUGACGAUUUUUACAGCCCUCAUACAAGUGAAUUAGACACUUCAGAAGUAGAAGAUUUCACUGUUGAACAACCGACAAAUGAACCAGGUAGGCCUACCCCAGAACCUCAAAUUGUUACUCGAGAUCCAUGGGUUAGGGUCUACCCUCCCGAACCAGAAAUUGACAUAAGAACUGAGUUUAGAGCAAGGCAAACAGGGCCUAAGGACUUACCUCCCAGAAAUAGUCCUCCACUAGAUUACCUUUCCCUAUUUUUGACCGCUCCUUUUUGGCAAUUGUUAGCCAGAGAAACUAACUCUUAUGCCGAAAGAGUUAUCGCUGCAAAGCGUGAUACCCUGAGCCCAAAAUCACGUUUUAGAAAAUGGACAAAUGUCACUGUUAUCGAAUUGAAAAAAUUCUUUGCAAUUCUAAUAAACAUGGGCCUAACAGUGAAAAAUAAUGUCAGACACUACUGGGACACAAGGAGCUCACAAUGCUGUCCAUUUUAUGGCAAGCAAAUGACAGUGAACCGCUUUGCCCUGAUAAGUUCUUUUUUGCACAUGACCCCAGCUCGAGAUGUUCCUAGAGACAACCCAAACUAUGAUCCGUGGUUGAAAGUGAGAUGGCUCUUAGACCAUGUAAAUUCAAGAUUCAAGAGACACUUUGUUGCUUCGCAAGAUGUUUGUAUAGACGAAAGUCUUAUAGGUAUGAAGAAUCGCUGCGCCUUCAUACAAUACCUACCCAAUAAGAAGCAUAAGCAGUAUGGUAUAAAAAAGUUCGAAGUAUGCGACAGUAAUACAAGCUAUGUAUUACAUAUUGAAAUAUAUAGUGGCAAAGACUACCUACCUGCAGAUCCUGAAAAUUCUGAUGAACUGUUCACUGAACGAGUGGUGAUGGAGAUGAUGACAAAAGGCAACCUAUUGGACAAAGGUCACCAUCUGUACACGGAUAAUUUCUAUACUAAAAUUCCGCUUGCUGAACGUUUGCUCGAACGUAUUACAUUUAUUACUGGUACUAUAAAUAAGAAAUCCAAAUUUUUGUCAAAAACGGUAAAGAAAACUAAACUUGGUGAGAGGGAAACUGUUUACUUUCGCAAGGGGAGAUUGUUAUUGGUCGGCUACAGACAAAAGACAACUCGGAAACCAGUCCUAGUCAUCUCAACCGGUUAUCAUGCUGAAGACGGAAUUGUAAGAAGCAAGAAGGGGUUAGUUGGAAGGAAGCCCUUGCUCAUCCACAAUUACAAUCAAAAUAUGGGUGGAGUGGAUGUGAGUGAUAAGUGUGUGUAUGCCUUAUCAAUAAACCGACAAACCAGCAAAUACUGGAAGAAGAUAUUCUUCAACUUGAUCGAUCUUGCCCUGUUCAAUGCGUAUGUAUUAUAUAAGCUGAACAGUGACAAACCAAAGAGCAGGAGGGAGUUUCAUAUUUCUGUGUUGGAGUCUCUUGCAGAUGCAGGAAAUGAACAAGUUGUGCAGCCUGGACCUGGACCUGGAGGUGACAAUCCCCACCGCCUUGAACACUUACCACGGAAACAAGAACGAAAGUGUGUAUCAUGUGGUAGAGGAAGGUCAAGCUUUUGGUGCCCUGGUUGCAAUGCUGGCAUCCACAGGGAGUGCUUCCACCAACUGCAACAUUAUUGGAGGCCCAAAAGAGGGGUGAAGAGAACUCUGGUUGCAGAUGACCCCGACUCCGACUAA